This is a messenger RNA of Guillardia theta CCMP2712, 1821 nucleotides long. RefSeq lists its product as hypothetical. The record is from RefSeq and is a predicted model, not a curated record. Bases 1 to 1821 code for a protein of 606 amino acids. The transcript has 5 exons. NCBI's taxonomy places the organism in Eukaryota, Cryptophyceae, Pyrenomonadales, Geminigeraceae.
AUGAGAGUUCUUCAUCUUCCUACUUUGCAGAUUUUCUUUGUGUUCCUGUCUGGGUUCAAUGACCAUACGAGUGUCUUGAGCCUAAACUAUCACAAACUUCCAGCUUUUUUACCUCCCGUGUCUCCCAAUUCAAGGAUAAAGCGGCAGCAUUUCAGCAUUGUAUGCUCCUCGCAAAAACAAGAAUGGAGGAUCAAGAGGUCAGAGCUUGAGGUGCAGUUGGAACAAAAGAUAGAGGAGUCUUUCCGGGUAAGAAAAGCUUUAGAAAGCUUGAAGCUGAAACGUGAAGAAGAAGCCAAGGCAUUAGAAUGGCAAUUGUUUCUGCAAAAGGUGCAGCAGGACAUCGAUGAGCCUGAGGUCGCCCCUUGGGAAGUCGCAGAUGAUCUGCAAGAGGUUGUGCAGAGCUACUUGUAUAACACGUCGCUCGAGGGUGUAGAUCUGGGUUACAUGAGUGUAGACCUGGGUGGAAACAAGACCGGGAAGAAUAUAGUGGGGAAGAUGAAUGAGAUGGAUAGAACGGUCUUGAAAUCGGUAUUCGACUCAGUAAUUGCGGACCAGAAGAAAACGCAGACAACAAAAAAGAAGGGUGUUAUGUCCGAACUCUUUCAAGGGGGAGGUUUUGGCUUGAAAGGAUCCAUGAAAUCGGACAAACUUAACGCGCAAGGCACGUGGAGCCUGAAACGCGAUGCAGUGGAGUCCUGGGUCAGACAGGAGCAGAUAGCCCUGAGGAGGAAGAAUCCAUCGUAUGCCAAGAAGAUGCUAGCUGAAAAACUGCAGAACCGAACCAAAAAGUCGAUCCCAUGGGAAGAGGUGAAAAGGAGAGUUGAAAUGCUUCAGUAUGCGAUCUUGAAAGAAUCGCAACCUCAACCAAGGAAGACAUCGUACAAUGCAACGACUGACGACACCCUCAGAAUGCCAAGGCGGAAUCUCAACGUCAAUGAUGAGCUUGCAUUCAACACUCAAGCAAGCAAAAAGGGGAAAGAUGAACGAAAUACCUACCAGGACAUCUGGUUUGAUCUCUUCGACCCAGAUGAACAAUUUGCAGAGUUGACUGCGACUUCCACUCGUUUUGGAUUGCGAUCUAUGUCUGUCAAGAACAAGAUCAAGACAAUGCAACAUGCGAGUGAAGAUAUGAUUCAACAUGCAAACAAGUGGUUGAAAAAGGAAGACAAGCUUCCGUAUGAGUCGGUGAAAGACUUCCGCAAGUAUGUUGCCGAGGAGUUCAACAAGUACAAGAAUGAGGAAGAAAUUGACGGACUGGAAGAUGGAGCGAAGCAACCGUCGAGAUUGAUAGAGUAUAUGCUAAACAAUGUUGACACAGACAAGUUGGAUGCAAGCUACUUCGGUCUUCUUCUCGUCCCUCAGAAAGAAUUCAUCGAGGGGACAAUGAGGAGGCAAGGGUACGACAUGGAACAGAUCUUUUUGAGUCCAACCGAUAUCGAGGAGGACAACUACCGCUGGGCGGAGCUGGAUUACGCUGAAAUUUCUGUGCAAGAGUUCCAGGCGAUCAUGCUUGAUCUUGGGCAAUGCCGGGUGAUCAUCUUCGAGCCAGGAGAUUGGACAAACUCGCGCGUCCUCGGGACAUCAGAUGACUUGGACGAGAUCGUCGACGUCGGGUCUACUCUCAUAUUCGUCCUGCUCAUGCUGUACCCCUUCAUCCCGGUAUCGGAGGCACUCCUCUUCGACCCAACCUGGGUGGAGGAGAACUUCAGGCUGGACAACUUCAUGUCGUUUCUCUCCCUCCCCUACAACGUCGCCAUCACCGUCUUUCAAGGCCUGCGCUUCGCCUUGGCGAACAUGAACGUCGGCGACAUCAACAUUUAG